AUGUCUUCUUCUCCACCACCAGCCUCUCCGCCUCCAACCGAUUCCACCGCCGCACCGGCUCCGCCUUCAUCCACCGGAACAUCUUCCAAUCCGUCCAAACUUCUUCCACUGCCACCAGUACGCUCUGCGGAAUACAUUCCAGACAAGGCUGAGUACGAAACCGAAGAAGAAGAACUCGUCAACUUGGGAGUGUUCGAGUUUAGAGGAGCAUCGUACCGAAUCAAGAAGAUGCUCGGCGAAGGUACAUAUGGAAAAGUCGCUCUCGUUGCCGCGGAGAGUCGAAAGCUGUUUGCCGCCAAGUUCUUUGUCAAAGACAAUAAGGACGCUGAAGACAACGAUGAAUCGAUAGGAGUCGAGGAGCGUGUAAGUUGA
Molecule: messenger RNA, 372 nt
Organism: Caenorhabditis remanei
Lineage: Eukaryota; Metazoa; Nematoda; Chromadorea; Rhabditida; Rhabditidae
Exons: 3
Coding region: 1-372 (123 amino acids)
Molecular function (GO): ATP binding
Source: RefSeq, a predicted model, not a curated record